AUGAACCUGAAAUGCGAACUGGCCAAAAAUGGCAUCAGAGUGGCUAUUGAUCGCGGAGGUACAUUCACCGAUGUGAUCGCAUUUUAUCCGGAUGGAAGUGAGAAGAUUUUCAAAUUGCUAUCCUCCGAUCCCAAGAACUAUAGCGAUGCCGCCAACGAGGCAAUUCGGCGCAUUCUGGAAGAAUUUGAGGGAAGGCCACUAGCAAAGAAGGCCCCUUUAGAUCUGAAAAAUAUUGAUUCACUCCGCAUGGGCACCACUGUGGCAACGAAUGCUUUGCUGGAGAGACAGGGAGCCCGAACGGCAUUAUUCAUCACCAAGGGAUUCAAAGACCUGUUAAAAAUUGGAAACCAGUCCCGCCCGAACAUGUUCGCCUUGAACGUGCAAAGACCAGGCCUUCUGUACACCAAAGUUGUGGAGGUUGAUGAACGCGUCACAUUGGCUGAGUCGACCUCAUAUCAACGAGGUUCCAAUGAUGGCAUUGUAAAUACAAAUGCAUCCUCGCACGAUAAUUCCGAGACCAGCAUUGUCACUGGUAUCUCUGGAGAGAAAGUGCGGGUUCUUCAGAAACUUGACCUUCCAGCUGUUGUGAAGUCGUUGCAGAAAACCUAUGAUGAGGGUUUUCGCAGCGUUGCCAUCUGUCUCCUUCAUUCAUACACAUUUCCAGACCACGAGGCCGCAAUAUCCUCCGCGGCCGAGAAUAUUGGCUUUACGCAAAUAUCAGUGUCAAGUCGCAUCUCACCUGCAGUUCGGAUACUCCCUCGUGCCAGUUCGGCUGUGACUGACGCAUAUCUUACUCCUCAGAUCAGAGAUUACCUCGAAGAUUUUGCAUCUGGCGUCACAGAAGAAAGUCUUAACUCUGUGAACUGGCGUAUCAUGCAAUCUGACGGGGGCUUGGUCCACCCAUCCAAAUUAUCUGGUCUCCAUGCAUUGUUAUCUGGCCCGGCAGGAGGUGUGGUUGGGUAUUCCAAGACCUGCUUCGUGUCAGAUGAUCCCACUCCAGUCAUUGGAUUUGACAUGGGUGGGACAUCUACCGAUGUAUCUCGAUAUGCGGGCUCACUUGAACACGUUUUUGAGACGGUCACAGCAGGUGUCCCAAUUCAGGUUCCACAGCUGGACAUUAACACCGUUGCAGCCGGUGGAGGAAGCAUCCUUUCCUGGCGCAAGGGCAUUCUCACCGUUGGUCCUGACAGCGCAGGUUCGCAUCCUGGUCCAGCCUGUUACCGAAAAGGUGGACCAUUGACCGUCACUGAUGCCAACCUCAUCCUGGGUCGAAUUAUUCCAAAAUUCUUCCCUUCUAUUUUUGGAGAAAACCAGGAUCAGCCUCUGGAUUACAAUGCUAGCUACGAAAAGAUGAAGAUACUCCGCGACGAGAUCAAUCAUGACCAGGGAACUCAAAUGUCAGUUGAGGACGUUGCCCAGGGAUUCGUGACCAUUGCGAAUGAAUCCAUGUGUCGACCAAUAAGAGCUAUCACCGAGGCUCGAGGGUAUCGAACUUCUGAGCACAAUCUUGCAUGCUUUGGAGGAGCUGGUGGUCAGCAUGCCUGUGAAAUUGCAAAGAAGCUGGGAAUUACCCGCGUUCUAAUUCACAAGUACUCGGCAAUUUUGUCGGCGUAUGGAAUGGCGCUGGCCGAUACUGUCCAAGAAGCUCGCAUGCCCUUUGCGCAAACACUUUGCAAUGAAAGUAUUGAUAUUGUGAAUCCCCUAUUUGAAGAAUUGCGUCAGAGUACGGUUAAAUCUAUCCAAGAGAUGGAUCCGUCUUGCACCGAAACCAUCUCGUCAUAUUUCUUGAAUCUUCGAUAUCAGGGUAGCGACACCUCCCUCAUGAUUGAAAAGCCAGAGGAAUCUUGGGAUUUCAAGAGUGCUUUUGUCGCCCACCACCAGCGAGAGUUCGGUUUCACACCAACCAAAAGAAGCAUCUUGAUCGAUGACCUACGUGUUCGCACCACGGCCAAGUCAGGCCAUGAUGUGACUGGUGGUCUAGCGGAGCUACAUACUCUUCAAUUUAGGACCGGCGUGAAGCCCGUUGGAAGCACCCGAGUCAGCUUCCCAGAUGUGGGCAUGGUCGACGUACCGCUUUAUUCCCUCCCAGAGAUGCAACCCGGAGAUACCUUCAACGGACCGGCUGUUGUAAUUGAUAAGACUCAAACAAUUGUGAUCUCUCCUGAUUCGGACGUCAAAUUGCUCUCCUCUAUGCUAGUCAUUGAUUUACAAUCAUCAGCCACUCAAGUCAGUCAUGUCACAGUGGACCCCAUUCGCCUAUCUGUUUUUGCAAAUCGCUUCAUGGGAAUUGCCGAGCAAAUGGGACGAGCCCUGCAAAAGACAAGUGUUAGCACGAAUAUAAAGGAACGACUCGACUUUAGCUGUGCCAUUUUCUCAGCGGAUGGAGGUCUGGUUGCAAAUGCCCCCCAUGUACCUGCAAUGCUUGGAAGCAUGGCAUUUGCAGUGAGAUGGCAAAUACAACACUGGAAAGAUGACAUCAAGCAAGGUGAUGUGUUCCUGACAAACUCUCCCAAUGCCGGUGGCACUCAUUUGCCAGAUCUCACCGUUAUCACACCCAUCUUUGACGGAAGAGGAGAGAAAAUCUUGUUCUGGACAGCUUCAAGGGGUCACCAUGCAGAUAUAGGUGGUAUUGUUCCUGGGUCUAUGCCUGCUACGUCCCGCGAGCUGUGGGAGGAAGGUGCUGUGAUUGAUGCGAUAAAGAUGGUGGAAGAUGGUGUCUUCCAGGAGGAUGCCGUCGUGGAGGCAUUGCUACACGCACCUAAACGUUAUCCUAACUGCGAAGGCGCGCGCUGCAUCGAGGAUAAUUUAACUGAUAUCAAGGCUCAAGCGGCAGCUAACCAUCAUGGUAUUAACUUGAUUAAGACACUCAUUGAAGAGUACACUUUGCAAACGGUCAUGCUGUAUAUGAGUGCCGUGCAAAAGGCAUCCGAGAACGCAGUUCGGGAAACUCUCAAAUCCAUUUGUGUGACCAAGGGCCGUCACGUAUUUGAGGCAGAAGACUUUAUGGACGAUGGAUCGGUCAUAAAACUGAAGAUUGAUAUCGACGCCAAAACAGGAGGUGCGGUAUUUGACUUCGAUGGCACAAGUCCUCAAGCAUAUGGAAACUGGAAUGCACCCCCGGCAGUCACAAAUUCAGCCACGAUUUACUCAUUACGCUGUCUUGUUGCAUCAGAAAUCCCACUGAAUCAAGGCUGCAUACUUCCAAUUGAUUUGCAGAUCCCCGAGAAAUCGCUCCUCUCACCAUCACCAGAGGCAGCAUGUGCAGCCGGCAACGGCCUAACAUGCCAACGAAUCGUCGACGUGAUAUUCAAAGCUCUCGAAGUCUGCGCCGCAAGUAACGGCUGCAUGGCAAACUUCACAUUCGGACUUUCAGCACAUAAUGGUUUCGGAUAUUAUGAGACUAUUGCUGGAGGUAGUGGAGCAGGGCCCUCAUGGCAAGGCGAAGAUGGAGUCCACUGCCACAUGACGAACACGCGGAUUACUGAUGCCGAGAUUCUGGAGCGCCGAUAUCCUGUCCUGCUUCGUGAAUAUAGCCUCCGCCCAGGCACUGGCGGAAAGGGAGCCUAUCGGGGCGGUGAUGGUGUUGCGCGCGAGCUGGAAUUUCAGAUUGAUAUGCAUGUAGGGAUCCUUUCGGAGCGCAGAGUCUUCCGUCCAUAUGGGAUGGCUGGUGGUGAAGACGGGGCUCGUGGAUUGAACUUGUGGAUCCAAAAUAGUGGAUUGGUGGUGAACAUUGGAGGCAAGAACCAGUGUAAUGUCAAAGCCGGCGAUCGCAUGCGCAUCAUGACACCAGGAGGAGGUGGCUAUGGAGUCAGGAAGGCCAAUAUCACUCCUGAGAUGAUGAAAAACGGAGGGUCUGAGUUCAUACCUCGCGCUAAUGGCUCAUAUCACAACAUGCAAGCCAUGGCGGAAUCGAAUUGA
Penicillium cosmopolitanum is the source of this 3918-nucleotide messenger RNA. RefSeq lists its product as uncharacterized. Gene Ontology annotation, biological process: glutathione metabolic process. The record is from RefSeq and is a predicted model, not a curated record. The transcript has 6 exons. NCBI's taxonomy places the organism in Eukaryota, Fungi, Ascomycota, Eurotiomycetes, Eurotiales, Aspergillaceae. Gene Ontology annotation, cellular component: cytosol. Gene Ontology annotation, molecular function: 5-oxoprolinase (ATP-hydrolyzing) activity. Bases 1 to 3918 code for a protein of 1305 amino acids.